Humulus lupulus (European hop) is the source of this 582-nucleotide messenger RNA. RefSeq lists its product as uncharacterized. The transcript has a single exon. Bases 1 to 582 code for a protein of 193 amino acids. The record is from RefSeq and is a predicted model, not a curated record. NCBI's taxonomy places the organism in Eukaryota, Viridiplantae, Streptophyta, Magnoliopsida, Rosales, Cannabaceae.
AUGAAUGCUGCGGUUAGGAAUGGAAAAAUCCAUUUGGGCACUCUGUACUCGAUAGUGUUUCUUGGUGAGCUGGUGCAGUAUGUUAAGGCUGUCUGGUGUAGACUCUUGGCUCCAAAGCACAGUUUCAUUCUUUGGCUUGCUGUGAACCAUAAAUUGCUUACCAGAGACUGGUUGCAGUCCUGUCAUAUUCAUCUCUUUUCAAUUAGCUGCCCAGUUUGUGGUCAAGAGGAUGAGAAUCAUACUCAUUUAUUUUUUGAUUGUGUCUUCUCCAGAAAAAUUCUUCUUGCUGUCCAGGGUUGGCUGAGAGGUUUAUCUUGGUCGGUUCAGUUUAGGAAUUGGAUCCAGUGGCUGUCUUUGCCUCGGGCUGGCUGGCUUUCGAUGAUACUUCAUGCAACAUGUGCAGCGGCUGUGUAUCAUAUAUGGCUGAAUAGGAACCAUUGUUGGCUUGAUAAUUUCUGCUUACCAGUGUACAAGAUUGACCAUUUGAUUAGAUACUCUAUCAAAGCUAGAGUGUUGAAUUUAGUUGGCAGUAAAUGUACUUAUAGAGAAAAGCAGAUGCUUAAGUUUGUUAGGAAUCUGUAA